CCGUCUCUCUCAGCGCGCGCGGUGCUGAACUCCUAAUUUCCCCUGGGCUUGCUGUGGGGCGCAAACCUUCAGGCUCUGAAGGCUGUUUGCUCGGAAGGAUCCGAGGGAUAACUACUCGGUUCUGUGUCACCACAGGCAGUAAGUCUCUCUCGGAAUCCACUGACCUGCUCCUGGGAAGGCGACGACCUCGUCUAGACGCUGUCAUUUUCCUUCCAGUGGACUCAGCCCGGAGCCCGGAGCAUCGCUCUUGGCAGUUUGACAGGUGUCUGUCGCCUUGACUAAAUGGCUCCAGGACAGGACCGCGUGGUUGCUCUUGUAGACAUGGACUGUUUUUUCGUACAAGUGGAACAGCGGCAAAAUCCUCAUUUAAGGAAUAAACCUUGUGCAGUUGUACAGUACAAAUCAUGGAAAGGUGGUGGAAUUAUUGCAGUGAGCUAUGAGGCGCGUGCAUUUGGCGUCACUAGAAACAUGUGGGCUGAUGAUGCUAAGAAGUUAUGUCCAGAUCUUCUGCUGGCACAAGUUCGUGAGUCCCGUGGGAAAGCUAACCUCACCAAGUACCGGGAAGCUAGUGUUGAAGUGAUGGAGAUAAUGUCUCACUUUGCUGUGAUUGAACGUGCCAGCAUCGAUGAGGCUUAUAUAGAUUUGACCAAUGCUGUGCAGGAAAGACUUGAAAAGUUACGAGGUCAGCCUGUCUCAGCAGACUUGUUGCCAAGCACAUACAUUGAAGGGCUGCCCCGAGGCCCCGCGGUAGAGGACACUGUUGAGAAAGAGGAUAUUCGAAAACAAGGCUUACUUCAGUGGCUUGGUUCUCUUAAGAGAGAUGAUCCCACCUCUCCAGACCUUCGGCUGACGGUGGGCGCGGUGAUUGUGGAAGAAAUGAGAGCAGCCAUAGAGAGGAAGACUGGCUUUCAGUGCUCAGCCGGGAUUUCACACAAUAAGGUCCUGGCAAAACUUGCUUGUGGACUAAACAAGCCCAACCGUCAAACCCUGGUCUCACAUGGGUCAGUGCCACAGCUCUUCAGCCAGAUGCCAAUUCGUAAAAUCCGAAGUCUUGGAGGAAAGCUUGGGGCUUCUGUCAUUGACGUCCUUGGGGUAGAAUACAUGGGUGACCUGACCCAGUUCACUGAAGCCCAGCUCCAGAGUCAUUUUGGAGAGAAGAAUGGGUCUUGGCUGUAUGCCAUGUGCCGAGGCAUUGAACACGAGCCGGUUAAACCCAGGCAGUUACCUAAAACUAUUGGCUGUAGCAAGAACUUCCCAGGGAAAACAGCUCUGGCUACUCGGGAACAGGUACAGUGGUGGCUUUUGCAGUUAGCCCUGGAACUUGAGGAGAGACUAACCAAAGACCGAACUGACAAUGGCAGGGUGGCCACUCAGUUGGUCGUCAGUAUUCGUGUUGAAGGAGACAAGCGUCUCAGCAGCCUGCGUCGGUGCUGUGCCCUCACUCGCUAUGACGCUCACAAGAUGAGCCAGGACGCAUUUGCUACUAUCAGGAACUGUAACACAUCUGGAGUCCAGACUGAGUGGUCCCCUCCUCUCACAAUGCUCUUCCUCUGUGCUACCAAGUUCUCUGCUUCUGCCCCUCCAGCCUGCACGGAUAUCACUGUAUUCCUGAGCAGUGACUCCGGUUGUCAGCCAAAGGUGCCAGCUGCGAGCUUGGGGACCAGGACUCAGGAACCUGGCCUGGCUGCUCCCACGUCUAAAGAGGCAGCCACAUCCCUAGAGUCUUUUUUUCAAAAGGCUGCCAAGAGGCAGAGAAUGAGAGAGACUUCCUUUGUACCUCCUAAGGUGGAGAAGUCAUCAUCCAAGCCUUCCCUUCUGUUCCAAACCAGCGGAAGCCCAGGAACUAAGUCUUUCUUCAAGCAGAAGAGUCUGCUGCUACAGCACACAGAGCUGAGCAAGGCUGCGGCUCCGUGCCCUCCACAGGCCAGCUCUGCAGUGCAACCAAGCCGUCUCCCCACAGACAGUGCAGACAGCCGUGCUUCUUGUGAAGAAGUGUGCAAGCCAGUAUCCUCUCAAGCAGUUUCUACAGAAGUGAAUGUGGCUGGGAACAGUUCUUUAGCUUACAACUCUCAGGAGGUGACCCAAAGGGCAGCUGAGGACCAAGUGCUCUGUGAGAAGUGUGACUCCCUGGUUCCAGUGUGGGACAUGCCAGAGCACUUGGACUACCAUUUUGCACUGGAGUUGCAGAAGUCUUUUUUGCAGCCUUGUACUUCAAAACCCCAGGCUGUCCCCCAGGCUGUCCCCGUGUCUCCUCAGGGCAAAAGAAAUCCCAAGAGUCCUUUGGCUUCCAGUAAUAAACGCCUUAGGCCCCACGGCAUGCAGACACUGGAAUCAUUUUUUAAGCCAUUGACACAUUAGUGCUGCCCUCGGGCCUGCAGGAGAACUUUACUGUUUUAUUUCUAAGAGAUGGAAUCACGUUGGUUACUCAAGGGAACUAUGAAAUUUUAAUACAUUAUUUUUUUCUUUUUUCCAAUGGGAUUCUGAUCCUGUUGCUGAUCAAAAUGUUUUUAAUCUUUAGGGGGAUACAGUGUCAUAAAAGGUAUAAGGGACCAUGGCAAACUCCCUCAGCUUCGAGCUAUCGCACUUUCCUCCCUAUAAUAUUGACUAAGGACUAAACAUGAUAUAUUUAGGGGUGUAACGCAAAAGAUUGAAACAGAAAAGGGGGAAAAUGGGGCUGGACAUAUGGCUCACUUGUUUAGGACAGCAUGUGCGGGGCCCCAUGUUCACUUCCCAGUUCAAAGUAAGGACUAUCAAGAUGGGCAAGUACUAACGGCUGAAGCGACGGAUCCAGCAGUCUUCCUCAGCCAUGCAGGCCUUGGGAUUAAAUCUCUUAGGCCUCUCUGAUAAAUUACAUGACUGAAUUAUGUAUGAAUCGGGUAGUAGGUUUCAUGGGUAGGAAAGUAGCACACACAUCUCCCCUACAUAAAUACAAAUCAACUUACUCAGUAAUCGGGUCUCAAAGACGAGAUUCAGUGGUUAGGAGGAACCAU
Molecule: messenger RNA, 2990 nt
Organism: Rattus rattus (black rat)
Lineage: Eukaryota; Metazoa; Chordata; Mammalia; Rodentia; Muridae
Gene: Polh
Product: DNA polymerase eta
Exons: 11
Coding region: 283-2358 (691 amino acids)
Biological process (GO): error-prone translesion synthesis; response to radiation
Cellular component (GO): nucleus; site of double-strand break; replication fork
Molecular function (GO): DNA-directed DNA polymerase activity; damaged DNA binding
Source: RefSeq, a predicted model, not a curated record